UUUAAACCCCAUUUUACAGAUCUCUGUGCUACAGCAACUUUAUUCGUUUUAGUCUUGUGUGCUUUGCUGUCUACUAUUCCUGAAACACCAAUUCAGCGCAUUUUCCAGCAGCGAUCAUUGUGUGAUUGCAGGUUGGGAGGAUGAUGGCUCGAGUAUAUUGCUUGUUGAUUGCUGUUUUGUGUCUGUCCAGAUAUUUAAGCAUUAUAGAUGCUCUUCCAGGAAAAACUGCAGGAAAGCCUGGAAAGUGUCCACCCCGAACAUAUGGGGGAAAAUCCUGUAUCAAAUCCUGUAACCGUGACUCAAACUGUCCCAAUGAUGAGAAGUGCUGCAGCAACGGAUGUGGACGUUAUUGUACGGCUCCAUAUACAGUGAAGCCGGGUCAAUGUCCCAAACCAAAGAUUCAAGCAUGUGCUGAAAGCUGUUUCCAUGAUGGCCAGUGUCCUGACACACAGAAGUGUUGCCCAACCACCUGUGGUCAUGCAUGCAGUGAACCACAUGGUCAAGGUCGCAGAAAUGCUCAAGUAAAAGGUCUAGGAAGUGUUAAGGGAAGUGAUCCGGGAAAUAGUCCUGGUCGCGGACGUGCUGAAGUAAAAGGUCAGGGAAGUGGUAAAGGAAGCGUUAAGGGAAGUGGUCAAGAAAGUGACCUGGGAAGUAGUCCUGGUCGUGGAAGUGUUCUAGUAAAAGGUCAGGGAAGUGGUGAAGUAAGUGGUCAUGCUCAGGGAAGUGGUUGGGGUAGUGGCUGGGGAAGUAGUCAAGGUGGGGGAAGUGGUCAAGGUUUUGGAAGUGGUUGGGGGAGUAGUCAAAGUAGGGGAAGUGGUCAAGUAAAAGGUCAGGGAAGUGGCCAAGGUGGGGGAAGAGGUCAAGUAAAAGGUCAGGGAAGUGGCCAAGGUGGUGGAAGAGGUCAAGUAAAAGGUCAGGGAAGUGGUCAAGGUAUUGGAAGUGGCUGGGCAAGUGGUCCUGGUUGGGGAAGUGGUUGGGGGAGUAGUCAAGGUGGGGGAAGUGGUCAGGGUAGUGGUUGGGGAAGUGGUAGUGCUCAGGGAAGUGGUCAAGGUGGUGGAAGUGGUCAAGGUAUUGGAAGUGGCUGGGCAAGUGGUCCUGGUUGGGGAAGUGGUUGGGGGGGUAGUCAAGGUAGUGGAAGUAGUCAGGGUAGUGGUUGGGGAAGUGGUAGUGCUCAGGGAAGUGGUCAAGGUGGUGGAAGUGGUCAAGGUAUUGGAAGUGGCUGGGCAAGUGGUCCUGGUUGGGGAAGUGGUUGGGGGAGUAGUCAAGGUGGAGGAAGUGGUCAGGGUAGUGGUUGGGGAAGUGGUAGUGCUCAGGGAAGUGGUCAAGGUGGUGGAAGUGGUCAAGGUAUUGGAAGUGGCUGGGCAAAUGGCCCUGGUUGGGGAAGUGGUUGGGGGAGUAGUCAAGGUGGUGGAAGUGGUUGGGGUAGUGGUCAAGGUGUUGGAAGUGGUUGGCAAAGUGGUCCUGGUUGGGGAGGUGGUUGGGGGAGUAGUCAAGGAGGUGGAAGCAGUCCGUGAGGUGGCUUGGGCACUUCGCAUAACACUUACUGGAGCUCUUUUCAAUUCAAUGCUUUAUUCAUAUGGCCUGUUAUUGUCCAUGUUUGCUCAGUAUUUCUCCCCCCACAAAUAAAAAGGAAAAUUGCUUUGA
Molecule: messenger RNA, 1644 nt
Organism: Carassius gibelio (silver crucian carp)
Lineage: Eukaryota; Metazoa; Chordata; Actinopteri; Cypriniformes; Cyprinidae
Exons: 3
Coding region: 141-1514 (457 amino acids)
Biological process (GO): antibacterial humoral response; innate immune response
Cellular component (GO): extracellular region
Molecular function (GO): peptidase inhibitor activity
Source: RefSeq, a predicted model, not a curated record